GAAAUGUAAUUGAUUUUUCAGCGAUAACACAUAACGGGGAAUAGAAACAGCCACAAAAAAGCUUUUGAAGCUUACUCCCACUUUCGUUCCGUGCUUUUAGUUUCAUUGGGUCACUCGAGUGUGGUCGAUGUCUCUGUUGCUCUUUGCUCCGUUCUGUGCGUGUACAUAUGUUUGUAUGUAUGUUAUUGGCGCGAGCGGGUUUCGCAGCAACAACAAAUAGUUUACGUAUAAAUCACAUAUUUGGUGCAUAAAACAAUAAGCAAUAAGUUAAAUAGCAUAAUAAACUUGUGUUCACAGUUAUUUAUUAUUGAUUGCAUUCAUAUAACAAAAUACCCAAUUCGCAAGGUUUGAAAUCCAAUUGGAUACCAAACCAUAAAAUUAAUGUUAUAUGUACAUAUGUAUAUUUAAACUUAAUUUGUUCACUGCACGCGCAUAAUACGUGCUAAUCACAAUUGAUUAGGCUACAAGUGUGGCAACAACAAUAACUACAAAGAGCGUUAUCAAAAACGGAAGGUGACAACAUCGGGGAACAAUAAGCUCAACAAUAUUGUUUAAGUGAUCAACGAACUGUAUAAAACCAAAGUUUUACUUGAAAACUGAAAAACUGUUAAUGUACCUGCCAAUAUAUAAACACUAAACUACUAGCUAAUCUGCUGUUAAUUUAAGCUGUAGUAAUAUCGAUGCGGAAUGUAAUAACAAACAAGACGUAAAAAAAGUAGGGACAAAAAUAAACCACAGAACAUAAUGCCCAUCAAUCAGGAUAACCCAGAAACUAAACCUUUAAAUGGCAAUGACAACAACAAUGGAAAUGCUAAAAUAAAACCCAAGAUUCAACCAAAAUACAGUAUUCAUCGAGAUGUGCUUACUCACGAAGUAGUUAUUAGGGAGACAGGGUAUGCGGCCAGAGACAAGAGCAUACCUUCGUCCCUGCGCAGCUUCUGGCGUGGCUGGAAUUUGCUAUCAAUCUUUACCGGCGUAAUACCGAUUCUACAGUGGCUGCCUCAGUAUUCUGUCAAGAGGGACCUUAUUGGUGAUAUUAUAUCUGGAGUUACAGUUGCCAUUAUGAAUAUACCUCAUGGCAUGGCAUAUGGAAUGUUGGCUGGUGUUUCCGCUGGAAAUGGGCUCUAUAUGGCCGUUUUUCCCGUGCUUGUUUAUAUGUUUUUAGGCACUUCUAAACACAUCUCGAUCGGUACAUUUGCAGUAGCGAGUAUGAUGACGCAAAAAGUGGUACUGACCUAUGCAAAUGUGGACUCUUACGACCUUAUUGCAACAACAACAGCAGUGCCGAUGUUGCGGACUGACAAUGCAACUACAACAAUGUUACCGCCCAUAGAGAAUGUUAUAACACAUUUGGACGUGGCUACCUCACUUGCAUUAGUUGUGGGUAUUGUACAUUUGCUCAUGUCCUUUUUUAGGCUAGGCACGCUUGCCUCACUGCUGAGUGAACCACUGGUAAAUGGAUUUACCACAGCCGCCGCGUUUCAUGUCGUCACUGCACAGCUGAAGGACGUAGUGGGCAUUAAGGUGGAGCGCCAUAAGGGCGCCUUCAAAAUUAUCUACACUGUGAUAGAUGUGGUGAAAGGUGUACCAGAUACAAACCUCGUUAGCUUCGGCUUCUGUGUGGGGGUCAUCAUUUUUAUGACUAUAUGCAACGAGUGCAUAAAGCCGUGUUUAAGUAAACGAUGUCGUUUCCCUCUUCCCGGAGAGUUGAUCGUUGUUAUUGGGGGAACAUUGAUCUCAAAAUUCUGUCAGUUACACGAAGAGUUUAAUGUGCAGUUAGUAGGUACAAUACCAAGAGGAUUGCCAAAUCCAACAUUACCACGUCUGGAUCUGGUCCCACUGGUAGCAGUUGAUUCUAUUGCCAUUGCAAUAGUUACCUAUUCUAUUGUAAUGUCAAUGGGUUUGACAUUUGCCAAGAAACAUGGCUAUGAGGUGCGUGCUAAUCAGGAGCUCAUUGCCAUGGGUGUGGGUAAUGUUGUCGGUGGCUGCUUUUCUUGCCUACCAUUAGCCUGUUCUUUGUCCCGUUCAGUCAUACAGGAUCAAACGGGUGGAGUUUCUCAAAUAGCUUCGUUGGUAUCUGCCUCCCUAGUGGUCGUAACAUUAAUGUGGAUAGGACCCUUUUUUAGUGCUUUGCCUAGGUGCGUUUUGGCUGGCGUCAUAAUUGUUGCGUUAAAGCCAAUGUUUAUGCAGAUCAAGGAAUUGAAGAAGUUCUCCAAGCAAGGCAAACUCGAAAUGUUUACCUGGAUAUCGACAUUCUUGUGUGUGGUGCUCAUUGACAUUGAUAUUGGUCUGCUUAUUGGCGUUUGCGUAUCUUUACUGGCAUUGUAUAUUAAGGGCCUUAAGCCUUAUUCAUGCCUCCUUGGGUACAUGCCCGAAGCGCCUGGUAUCUAUAUGGACAUAAAUCAACAUCGUAAUGUAAUGCAAGUGCCAGAAACUUGCAUCUUUCGCUAUUGUGGCUCUCUCAACUUUGCCACAAGCCAGUUCUUUCGUCGUGCUCUCUAUGAGUCUUUGGGACUUGAUAAGAGCAAUACCAGUAGCAGCCAAACUGACAAGGCAAGGACAAACUAUGUGCUAGUUGCUCAGAACGGUGCCAACGAAACCAAUGGUCCAAUUGUUGACUAUUCGUUUAAGUUUCUAAUACUGGAUUUUUCCAUGUUGGGGCACAUCGAUGUAGCCGGAUGCAGCACAUUAAGUGAUAUCAAUAAGGAGCUAAAGGCGCGUUGUGCUCGGCUGCUGCUUGCUAAUCCCAUGGACCGCGUGUACGACACACUAGUACAUAGCAUGGCCCUUCGCGAAGGUCCAUUUGAAAUCUUCCCUACGUUACACGACGCCGUAGAGUAUGCGAUUGCCUGCCGAAGUUCGUGA
This is a messenger RNA of Drosophila virilis, 2865 nucleotides long. RefSeq names its product solute carrier family 26 member prestin (gene Prestin). Lineage: Eukaryota; Metazoa; Arthropoda; Insecta; Diptera; Drosophilidae. Gene Ontology annotation, cellular component: plasma membrane. Gene Ontology annotation, biological process: transmembrane transport. Gene Ontology annotation, molecular function: sulfate transmembrane transporter activity; oxalate transmembrane transporter activity; chloride transmembrane transporter activity. The record is from RefSeq and is a predicted model, not a curated record.